AAUGUCUCUCCCGGAUGUAAUACACUAGUUGAUUUGGAAAAAAAAACUUUUUUACCAUUGCUUGUGGAAGUGAGGCGCUAUUGUUUAUAAAGGUGUAUCGGUAAACUAUUGUUAUAGGCCGAAGUUCUACUGUUUGGAGUUUAGUAUAAUUGUAUUAUUUGUUACGGAAGAGACGCACUAGCUGUUACAGGAUAUAUUCUUGUUUAGAUGAACAUGGAAAUUCUUAUUUCUGUAUUUUUGGUUCCAUUUUAGCAUGGUACUUUGUUAAUCUUGCCGAGUCCUUUAUUACUAGCGCAAUUCAGGACUAACAGAAUAAAGUAUGGAGUAUCGGCUACACAGGGACGCUUAGUGUGGACUAAAGGAGGGGAAAUGAUACCCCAGCUACACAGGGACGCUUAGUGUGGACUAAAGGAGGGAAAAUGAUACCCCAGGUACACAUGGAUGCUGGAUGUGGACUAAAGGAAGGAAAAUGAUACCCCAGCUACACAUGGAUGCUGGGUGUGGACUAAAGGAGGGGAAAUGAUACCCCAGGUACACAUGGAUGCUGGAUGUGGACUAAAGGAUGGAAAAUGAUACCCCAUUUACACAUGGAUGCUGGGUGUGGACUAGAAGAUGGAGAAUGUACCCGUGUUUACCUUAAACUUAUCACCAGUUUCAGAUGGACGCUUGUAUUCAUUAAGUAUUAGUAAACUUGCUGUGUAUUCUUAUUAGGGACUGACUAUACAAUUUAAUAAAGCAACAUCAACUGAUACAGUUGGACCGUGAUGACGCAUGCGUAUCAUGCUAUGCACAAAGACCCAAAGGUGACGGCCGACGAUCGAACACAUAAUUAUACUGGAAAGGAUAUCAACAUUAUCGUGGUUGGAAGUUCGGGGGUCGGGAAAACAGCAAUCACUGUGCGCUACCUGACACGACGUUUUAUUGGAGAUUAUGACUCUGGAGGUGAGGCCAUGUAUCAUCACACAACAGUGGUAGAUGGCAAGGCAGUCACAUUACAUAUCCUAGAUACCACCUGGCAGGACUCCCUCGAUAGUAAGAAGGACGAGAUCCAAUGGGCUGAUGGUAUGAUGCUUGUCUACUCCAUUACUGAUUCAGGCAGCCUGGACAGACUUCGGACAAUUGCUGAACAUGUUCUGUCUGCUCGAGCAAAUGACAAGUUGGUCCUCGCUCUUGUUGCCAACAAGUGUGACCUUCUCCACCAAAAGCGUGUGUCUGACACAAGUGCAGCACAGUUUUGCGCUGAGUUCAACUGUAUCUUCUUUGAGACAUCUGCUAGUGACAGUUUUAUAGACAUUGAAUUUGCAUUCUCCUCAGUGAGCAGACAGAUUAAGACUUUGUAUAAAAAGCGGGAAAAGUUGUCCAAGUUCUUACAGAACCCUGCAGUAGUUGCAAAGCUUCAAAUACAAAAUUCACUGAGAAAUUUUGCUGAGAAAAAAUUGAGAAGGCGAACUUCAACUAUGUGAUGAAUUCUUAUCUUGCAGCAACCUUCGAGUGACCAUUUGGGCUCAUCAGAUGGAAAUGGGUGUUAUCAGGUGUGAGUGGGGAUCAUCAGGUGUGAAUAGGGGUCAUCAGGUGUGAGUGGGGGUCAUCAGGUGUGAGUUUGUGUUAUCAGGUGUGAGUGGGUGUUAUCAGGUGUGGGUGGUGGUUAUCAGGUGUGAGUGGUUUUAUCAGGUGUGAGUGGGUGUUAUCAGGUGUGAGUGGUGGUUAUCAGGUGUGAGGGGUGUUAUCAGGUGUGAGGGGUGUUAUCAGGUGUGAGUGGGUGUUAUCAGGUGUGAGGGGUGUUAUCAGGUGUGAGUGGGUGUUAUCAGGUGUGAGUGGUGGUUAUCAGGUGUGAGGGGUGUUAUCAGGUGUGAGUGGGUGUUAUCAGGUGUGAGGGGUGUUAUCAGGUGUGAGGGGUGUUAUCAGGUGUGAGGGGUGUUAUCAGGUGUGAGUGGGUGUUUUCAGGUGUUAUCAGGUGUGAAUGGGUGUUAUCAGGUGUGAGUGGGUGUUAUCAGGUGUGAGUGAGGAUCAUCAGGUGUG
This is a messenger RNA of Pecten maximus, 2019 nucleotides long. RefSeq names its product ras-related and estrogen-regulated growth inhibitor-like. Lineage: Eukaryota; Metazoa; Mollusca; Bivalvia; Pectinida; Pectinidae. The record is from RefSeq and is a predicted model, not a curated record. Gene Ontology annotation, molecular function: GTP binding; GTPase activity. The transcript is spliced from 4 exons. Bases 765 to 1463 code for a protein of 232 amino acids.